Linum trigynum is the source of this 2769-nucleotide messenger RNA. NCBI's taxonomy places the organism in Eukaryota, Viridiplantae, Streptophyta, Magnoliopsida, Malpighiales, Linaceae. The record is from the annotation of a GenBank genome assembly.
AUGAUGGAGGAGAACCGCAAAGCAACGGAGGAAAACCGCCAAAUGAUGGCGGAGAGCCGCCGGUUGAUAGAGGAAGCCAGAGCUAUGGCUCAUCAGGUAAACUCUCAAGUUGAUUGUCUCAAUUCCCGCGUAGAUAGACGAUUGGCUCAAUUGUUUGAGUUGGUAAACAAAAAUACGAAUGAUUUGGGCGAGUUUAGGCAAUUGUUGAAUAGACCAGUUUUACAAACUAGGGCUUUGUCUUCAGAUGGUCGAGACUUUUCAAAUCUUGAAAGUGAAAACAUUAACCUGCCAUCCAACGGUGGUGGUCGAGGUGAGCAGCCCCGCCCGGUGAACCCUACACCACCGGUGGUAGCCACCGUAGCGACACCUCAAAGGUUGAAUGUCGGCGUGAGUCACGCCACUUCAUCUCAGAUUCAUGUUGAGCAACCGCCACCUGUGCAAGGUGUUGCUCGACAAAACAUUUCAGAAGCCAUACCAUACAUGGCUCCUGUUAAUGUUGGGUUUGGUUUGGGUCCGAACAAUGUUGACCUAGUACCACCACGUGGGUACCCGCAGCCAAUCCCACCCCCUAUGAACAUGCAAGGCGUGGAUCCCGGCGGUUUCAUACCGCUAGGGGGGCACCAAGGGGGGCAUGAUGUGAAUACACUCCGUGAUCAGAUGGCACAGUUGUUGGCUGAGCAGUUUGGUUUUGGUAUGAGACCAACGAUGCCACCUGUCUAUCGAAAGCCGUAUCCGGAGUGGGUGGAUAGAAUGUAUCCGUUCCCAAGAGGAUUUAGGGUACCGGAGUUUGUACCUUUUACUGGAACGGGUGAUCAAUCCACAGUGGAGCAUGUAGGGCAAUUUACUGUCCAAUGUGGUGAUGUAGGUGAUUUUGUCAAGUUACGUUUAUUUGGCAACUCUUUGACAGGACCUGCUUUCGCAUGGUACGUUAAUUUGCCAUCUAAUUCAGUGCAAACUUGGCAACAAAUGGAACAAAUGUUCCAUGCACAAUUUUAUCGUUCUGAACCAGAAGUGACCAUGGCUGACUUGGCACGUAUGCGCCAGCAACCAGGGGAGACUGUGGAACACUUCUUGACAAGUUUUAAAAAUGCGCGUAAUCGCUGUUUUGUGAACUUGACAGAACGUGAAUUUGUCAAGUUAGCACAAGGUGGUUUAAACUUUGAACUUCGUAAAAAAUUUCAAGAUAGGGAGUUCUCUGAUUUAUUCCAGUUGAUGUCAUGUGCGGUUAGGUACGAGACUCUUCUACGAGAAGAAGAGAAUAGAAGUAGUGCAUCGAGGGGAGUGUACCACCCCAACUUCGAUUAUGCCAUUAACCAUGUUGCUCAGGAUGUGGAUGGUGUCGAGGUAGAUCUGGCUGAAAUUGUGCAAGGAAAGCCAUAUGUUUGUGCUUCCUUAGCCAAAGUAGAUAAUGAACAGCUAGUUGGGAAACCUAAUCGUGCUCCAGUCCAACAUAGAAAAUUUUCUUUUGAUGUUAGCAAGUUGGACUUAAUUUUUGACCAAUUGUACAAGGAUGGUCAGAUUAAGCUGUCUGGGGGGCAUAGUAUACCACCCCCUGAGAAGUUAAAAGGAAAACGUUAUUGCAAGUGGCAUAAUAGUAUGUCACACGCCACUAACAGUUGUGUGGUUUUUCGUAAUGUUUUGCAGGAUGCGAUUCACAAGGGACGCAUCAGGUUCCCAGACCCUAAGAAGGAUGCCAUGACAGUGGAUACUGAUCCAUUCCCAAAUGUCGUGAGCAUCAAUAUGGUCAAUCCUGACUUUUCAAAGAUUGACUUGCCACGCUUCAAGCUGGUACUGGAUACAACACCACAGCCAAGUGGCAACUCCAAUGUCAUUGUGCAGGGUGGUUCGUCAUCAACUGGCAUGCAAGAUGGGCCACGUAUUGAUCUGGCCGAUGAAGAAAAGUUGUGUGCACAGUGCAAAGGGAAGCUGAAUCUUGGUGAAGGUAGACCAACCCAACCAGUCCGUCAGAGACUUGGUCCUCAAAGACCAUUCAAGCCAAGGUAUCCACCAUAUGAACGUCAUGUGGAAGGAGUGCGUGCACCUGCAUGGGGAAGAGGCCAACGUAGACAAUGGGUUGCUCAAAAUGCCCCACCCUUCACAAGUGCGCCUUUCAAAAGUGCACCUUUUGGACUCUCCCUACCUGCCAGGAGUUCACCACCUGUCAGAAGAACCUUCAAGAUGCCUAAUGUGCCAUCAAGUGGAUGGCAUACGUAUGAUGUUCGUCGUCAACAGCCAAUUGCACUGGAUGGGAUGACAAGGACACAAUAUAGAAGGUUCCUUCGCAAGAAUGCCCAACAAAAGAGGACUUACAACAUGCAUACCAAUGUUCGUGUGAACAACUCUGCUACCACUAGUCUCAGGGUCACAGUGUCUGAUAGCGGCAAGAAUGCGGAGAAGAAAGAGGAAGCCCCAACGGAUGAUGGAUACGAUGCAGAGAUGGAUGAAUCCUUCAUAAAGGAAGAGAUGAUGGAGUUAGAACAUCCAAGAUCAAAGUUUGACCGGAAUAGCAAGGAUGAUGAGGACGAUGAUCAUAACACAUCCACAACCAUCCAAUUUGGGAGUUUGCCACCUGUCGUGGUAAAUAAUUACAUUUUGCCCAUGAUCUUCCACUUUGAAGUGGAUGGUGAGAGAGGAGAUGUUGGAAUUGAAGCGGAGGAUGAGGAAGUGGAUGAAGCAAGCCAUGAGCAAGCCAUCGCAGAGUUGAACGGUGGGUUUGCUGAGCUGGAUUUGGAUGAGGAGGAUGAAGAGCCCCAGUUGCUGAACUGGUGA